AUGGCUAAAAAAAUCACCAUUACGAUCCCUACAAGCACCCAAGCUUUGUAUAGAUUGAUUAGUUUGGUUUUAUUAUUCUCUGCAACUAUUGCUUUGAUAUUCAAUGGUAAUAAAUUGUUCAAGAAAGAAUCUGCAUUAAGCAGAAAGAAGAACAUGAUAUUUGACAAUGAUCAAAACGAAAUUGUAGAUGUUAAAUAUGAUCCAAACUUCAAAUAUGUUAAAUAUAAUAAUCCAGAGUAUUCUGGUAAAAAGGUCAGAGCAACUUUUGUUACUUUAGCUCGUAACAAGGAUUUAGAAGGUUUGUUACCAACUAUUAAAUCAUUAGAAGAUAGAUUUAACUCUAAAUUCCAUUACGAUUGGGUCUUCUUAAAUGACGAUGAAUUCACUGAUACUUUUAAAAGAACUGUAUCAGCAAUGAUCAGUGGUGAAGCUAAAUUUGGUGUUAUUCCAAAAGAACAUUGGUCGUUCCCAUCUUGGAUUGAUCAAGAUCGUGCCAAGAAAGUUAGAGAAGAGAUGAAAGAGAAGAAGAUUAUCUAUGGUGAUUCUAUUUCUUAUAGACAUAUGUGUCGUUUCGAAAGUGGGUUCUUCUGGAGGCACCCAUUAUUAGAUGAAUACGAAUUUUAUUGGAGAGUUGAACCUGAUGUUUCUUUACAUUGUGAUAUUGAUUAUGAUAUUUUCAGAUUUAUGAAGGAUAACAAUAAGAAAUACGGUUUUACAAUUUCUAUUAAGGAAUAUGUAGCUACAAUUCCAACACUAUGGAAGACCACUACUGAAUUUAUGCAAUUACAUCCUGAAUUCUUGGCCAAGGAUAACAUGUUAGAUUUUGUAAGUGAUGAUGAAGGUAAAACAUAUAAUUUAUGUCAUUUCUGGUCGAAUUUCGAAAUUGCUUCAUUAGAUUUCUGGAGAGGUGAUGCAUACACUCAAUAUUUUGAAUUUUUAGAUAAUGCAGGCGGUUUCUUCUAUGAAAGAUGGGGUGACGCACCAGUUCAUUCUAUUGCUGCUUCAUUAUUUUUGAACCGUGAUGAAGUUCAUCAUUUUGGUGAUUUAGGUUAUUUCCACAAUCCAUUCCACCAAUGUCCAAUUGAUGAAGUAUUCAGAUUAGGUAAUAGAUGUGCCUGUAAUCCAAAGGAUGAUUUUACAUGGAAGGGUUAUUCCUGUGGUACUAAAUAUUACGAUGUUAACAAGUUGAAGAAGCCAGAAAACUGGGAAAAAUUCAAAUGA
Messenger RNA from Vanderwaltozyma polyspora DSM 70294, 1221 nucleotides. RefSeq names its product glycosyltransferase family 15 protein. The record is from RefSeq and is a predicted model, not a curated record. Gene Ontology annotation, cellular component: Golgi apparatus; membrane. Bases 1 to 1221 code for a protein of 406 amino acids. Gene Ontology annotation, biological process: protein O-linked glycosylation; cell wall mannoprotein biosynthetic process; protein N-linked glycosylation. The transcript has a single exon. Gene Ontology annotation, molecular function: alpha-1,2-mannosyltransferase activity. NCBI's taxonomy places the organism in Eukaryota, Fungi, Ascomycota, Saccharomycetes, Saccharomycetales, Saccharomycetaceae.